Messenger RNA from Scomber scombrus (Atlantic mackerel), 1965 nucleotides. It is a transcript of the gene pnpo, whose product is annotated as pyridoxamine 5'-phosphate oxidase. Gene Ontology annotation, biological process: pyridoxine biosynthetic process; pyridoxal 5'-phosphate biosynthetic process. The record is from RefSeq and is a predicted model, not a curated record. Gene Ontology annotation, molecular function: pyridoxamine phosphate oxidase activity; FMN binding. Lineage: Eukaryota; Metazoa; Chordata; Actinopteri; Scombriformes; Scombridae. The transcript has 7 exons. Bases 1 to 834 code for a protein of 277 amino acids.
AUGAGGCGCAUACUCAGUAACAAUUUAUUGAGCCAUAUCUGUUUAUUUGGCAGAAAUCUUCCGUCCCAUGCCUCUAUAACAUUUGGCCUACGAAGCGAUUUUGCACAAAAGUUCAUCAGAAAAGCAACAACAGACUCAACCAGCAUGGAUCUGAGUGACAUGAGGAAGAAAUACAAAGGAGAUGAAGAGUGCUUCGAGGAGAGUCAACUCGUGUCUCUGGAUCCGGUCAAGCAGUUUGGAAACUGGUUCGAUGACGCCACAAAGUGCUCCGCAGUAGGAGAGCCAAACGCCAUGUGCAUCUCCACCGCCACCAAAGAUGGACGUCCAUCCGCCCGCAUGGUCCUCCUCAAAGGUUACAGCAACGAAGGAUUUAGAUUCUUUACAAACUACGAGAGUCGGAAAGGGAACGAGCUGGAGAAUAAUCCUUAUGCAUGCUUGGUCUUCUACUGGGAGCCUCUGAACAGACAGAUUCGUAUCGAGGGUAAUGUGGAGCGGAUCCCCUAUCAGACCUCCUGUGAUUACUUCCACUCUCGACCUAAGAGCAGCCAGAUCGGGGCUGUCGUGAGCAGACAAAGCACUGCCGUCCCCAACAGAGACUAUUUAAGGCAGAAAAAUGCAGAACUAGAGGAGAAAUACAAGGAUACAGAAGUGCCUAUGCCUGAUUAUUGGGGCGGCUACAUCGUCAAGCCUAACCUGAUCGAGUUCUGGCAGGGUCAGACCAACAGACUCCACGACCGCAUCGUCUUCACCAAGUCGAAGGAUGGAGAGAACGAGCUGGAGGAGUUUCAGCACGCUGCGGAGGGAGGCUGGGUUUACCAGAGACUGUCUCCAUGAGAAGGGAUUUCAUCAAGAAUACAACCUCAUCAUCGAUAAAAUAAUCAUCUUUACCUCAUGUGAAGUAACUGCUCAUGUAGAUACUUAUGGAAAGUAUUUGAUGUUGAUUAAAUAGGUGCUAUUAUGUGUGUAAGACUCAUCAAUAAGCCAAACGUCAUCAUGUCUCUUUGAAACCUAACUGUGAGACGUUUUUCACUGUAACUGUGGAUAAGAGAGGUGUGACAUAACCUUUCAAACUGUGUACAACUUUACAUGUUGUCAUGUGUUAUAUACAAAAAAAAAAGGUAAUAGGAACGCUGACUGUACAGAAAGUGCACUGACCGACACAGGAGAGCAAACUCCAGCCGGCCCUGUUAAAUAAUCAUUGACAGCAAAAGUUGGUUAACCUGUUUUUUGGAAGUGGAAGCUUUUGUCUUACCGUCUUGAAAAGCACAAGUUUCACUUUUAAUUCAUUUUUAAUGUUGACUUUGGUUUACGGAUCCUUAAUUUGCCAAUAAUUUCAUAAUGGGAUAUAUUAUUUGGUAGUUUAUUAUAUGGAAAAUGGAGAAAGGUGUUGAGCUGAAUUUAUUAAAUAAAGAACUCCCUUCAAACAAUUCCCCAAUUCAGACACCCAAGCAAAUAUUAAUCUAUUUUAUUAUUAGAAACUUUAUACUUCAUACAUGUUGAAUUAUGUACUUGCUUGUGGACACAUUUGACCUGCCGUACACUGACAAAAACACUCUUUAUGUUAUAAGGGCGAUUGAUUGGAAGUAUAUUAAACAGCUGUCUCCAUUUUCCCUAUAAUUAGCUCCAAAUUGGGUACCGUAAUCCAUUCAAGGAACCGUCAUGUGACUUUAAAGCUACAUAAAUCCCUUUUUUUAGGGAUUUAUAGGGAUUCAAACAGCCUUGACAUCUAAAUAAAAUUCAUUAUGUAUUGAUGUAUCUGUGACUGAGGAUCCAGCUGCCUUUUAAUAAUGAGAUUAAAAGAGCCGAGUAUGUUAAUUGUGCCAACCGUCAUGUGAAUUAUGAAUGUCUUGUACUAUGUGAGAAUGAGAUUUAAUGUUAAUUGUUUACUGAUGGAGGAAUUUAUAUUUUUUCCUGACUUGAAUUAACUGGAAUAGAGCCAGUAAUAAAGUGUAAUUUAAUAACUCA